Molecule: messenger RNA, 2115 nt
Organism: Trichoderma breve
Lineage: Eukaryota; Fungi; Ascomycota; Sordariomycetes; Hypocreales; Hypocreaceae
Product: mre11 DNA-binding presumed domain-containing protein
Exons: 4
Coding region: 1-2115 (704 amino acids)
Biological process (GO): double-strand break repair via nonhomologous end joining; mitochondrial double-strand break repair via homologous recombination; telomere maintenance
Cellular component (GO): nucleus; Mre11 complex
Molecular function (GO): 3'-5'-DNA exonuclease activity; manganese ion binding; DNA endonuclease activity
Source: RefSeq, a predicted model, not a curated record
AUGCCCGAGUUUCCUGAGGCAGACACGAUUCGCAUCUUGGUUGCGACAGAUAACCAUGUCGGAUACGAAGAGCGAGAUGCCAUCCGCAAAGAUGACAGCUGGCGGACAUUUGACGAGAUCAUGACGCUGGCUCGCACAGAAGAUGUCGACAUGGUGCUGCUCGCGGGCGAUCUAUUCCACGACAACAAGCCCUCUCGAAAAUCUCUUUACCAGGUCAUGCGAACUCUCCGAAAGAACUGCCUCGGCAUGAAGCCUUGUCAGCUCGAAUUCCUGUCAGACGCCGCCGAUGUCUUCGAAGGAGCCUUUCCGCAUGUCAACUACGAAGAUCCCGAUAUCAACAUCUCGAUUCCUGUCUUCUCCAUUCACGGCAACCACGACGACCCUUCUGGAGAUGGCAACUACUGUUCACUAGACUUGUUGCAGGCGGCUGGCCUUCUCAACUACUACGGCAGAGUGGCAGAGGCGGAUAACAUCGAGGCAAAGCCGAUCCUCCUACAAAAGGGCGACACGAAACUUGCCUUGUAUGGGUUGAGCAACGUUCGUGACGAGCGCAUGUUUAGAACGUUUAGAGAUCACAAGGUCAAAUGGUUUCGUCCUGGCACCCAAACAGGCGAGUGGUUCAAUCUGCUCGCCGUCCACCAAAAUCACCAUGCCCACACGGCCACAUCAUAUUUGCCAGAGAGUGUGCUUCCAGAUUGGCUCGACUUGGUAGUCUGGGGACACGAACACGAGUGCUUAAUCGACCCGUCAAAAAAUCCAGAGACGGGAUUCCAUGUCAUGCAGCCAGGAUCAUCAGUGGCAACAUCGCUAGUUCCCGGAGAAGCUGUGCAGAAGCACAUCGCCGUGGUAAGUGUCAAUGACAAAGACUUUAAAGUUGACAAGAUUCCUCUCAAAUCUGUCCGGCCGUUUGUCACGAGAGACAUCUCUCUCGCUCAAGAAAAAAGGUUCAAAGGAUUGGACAAGAAAAAGGACAAUAGACAUGAGGUCACGUUGCGGCUGAUGGAGAUUGUCGAGGAGAUGAUUGCAGAGGCAAACGCAGAUUGGGAGGCUAUUCAGACGGAUGAAGAGGUCUUGGAAGAUCGGCCAUUGCCACUUAUUCGCCUAAAAGUUGAGUACACUGCACCGGAAGGUGGCCAGUUUGAAUGUGAGAAUCCACAACGAUUUUCGAAUCGGUUUGUGGGCAAAGUGGCCAACACCAACGAUGUGGUGUAUUUUCACCGAAAAAAGGUGGUCCAGCGCAAAACAGAAGCUCUGGACCCAACAGAGUUUAUCGAAUCUCUGGGCGAUGGUUCUGAAGUGGUUAAAGUGGAAAACCUUGUCAAUCAAUUGCUUGCCAAGCAAUCCCUGAAGGUCCUCCCCCAAGGCCCUUUUGGCGAGGCGGUUAAUCAGUUUGUUUCCAAGGACGACAAGCAUGCGAUGGAACUUUUCGUGUCGGAGCACUUGUCUGGUCAGGUUAAACAAAUGCUAGGCCUUCAGGAUGACGAUGAUCUGAACAAUGCCAUGGAACUUUACAAGCAGAGAAUGGAGGAAAGGAUGGCUACUGCUGGCAGCAUGAGCAAAACGGCACAGGCUGAGAGAAAGAGAGUACUGAAGCCCAAGCCGGAUUCAUGGGACUCGGAUUUUGAUGGCAACUGGGAGGACGCUCCCGAUGCGUGGACAUAUGAAGAGGAUGAAGAUCAACCGCCGCCAGCGGCGACAAAGAAAGCCACGACACGCACGGUAAAGGCGGCCCCUGCUAAGAAGGCUCCUGCAGCCAAGAAGGCGCCAGCUCGGCGUGGUCGUAAGGCUUUUGAAGACAGCGAAGAGGAAGAGGAGCCACCGGAGGAAGACGUGAUAAUGGAAUCAGACGAAGAAGUGGCACCGCCACCGCCAAAACCAGCUACACGAACGACCAGACGUGGUCAGAAUGCGAAGAGCACGGCAGCUGCUAGCAAACCUGCGCCGGCGAGAAAGACGGCUACAAGGGGAGCUGCUGCAGCAAAGACGAAGCAGACGAAGCUCAAUUUUUCACAGGGAGCGACACAGGACAAGGCGGUUGAGAUUAGCGACGAUGAGAUUUCGGAUGAUGAUGCAUUUGAGCCUGCGCCGGUGGCAAGUAGGACGAGGAAGAGGUGA